UACUAAACACCGUUUAGAAUGGAGACUAUUACACCGGUAUAAUAUUUUCCUGUCGAAAACAUUAAGCGAAAAUGGAACCAAUUGCCUUUAAAAGUUGUUUUGCGAUAGAAGAAGAACGGGAGCAGUUAAGACAGGCUCGGCAAGAUGUCAUUAAAAAGGCAAAAUCUGAUUAUGAAAAAGCUGAAAGAAAGAAGGAAAUUGCUAAACAGAAAGGAUAUGAUGACUGGAUGUUGCCAUCUGUAUUGGAGAGAAUUGAUAAACAAAGUGAACACAAAACCAAGUCAAAGAAAUCAAAGAAGGAGAAGAAAAAAAAGAAGAAACAUAAAAAAGAGAAGAAACGGCACCGUGAUUCAGAAUCAUCUGAUUCAGAAAGCUCUGAUAGUGAAGGCAAGUGGAUUGAAAAAUCUGCUGUAGUUCCUGCAACAGAUCCAUCUUCAAAUGCACCUUUAAAGAGAGACAACUGGAUGGAAAUGGGAUUUGAAGCAUUACCAACUGUAAGUCGUUACCAAAUCAAACAAGAAGAAAACAAGCUGAAAAAUGCUAAGAAGGAAGAAGAGAAGAAAAAAUUAGAGUCUGUACAACAAGAGCGAGAACUAAACCCAUUUUGGAAAGAUGGUGGGACAGGAUUACCAGAAGAAGAUAAAAAAGAAACAGCAGUGCCUCAUAUUUCUUGGCUGAGGAAAUCUUACAAAAGAUGUCAGGAGCAAGCUGAAGAAACUGGUCAAAGUUUAGAAGAUGUUGUUGCAGAAAGAUGGGGUUCUUUGAGGAAACUAGAAUCACUGAUGAAAAAAGCAGAAAAACUUGAAAGAGAGAAGCACGGUUCCCAGCAGUAUAGGUAUACAGAAUCUAAGAAAUCUCAUGAAUUUUCAAGUAGAAAUAGGGAGAGAUUUGGAGACAGAAGAAACAUGUUCAGAUCUCCUGAGUCUUCUAAUAAAUAUUAUCCAGAUACUCAAUCAAAAUCAGAGGACAGUCGUAAACAUGGUUCUUAUGAUAAAAAUAAGGACAAUUCCAGUCAGAAAUAUCGCUCCAAGUCACCUAGCUCUUAUCACCAUGACAAAUCUCAGGACAGUAAUAUCUACCAGUCAUCUCGAAGCUCUUAUAAAACUUCUAUGGAUUAUUCCAGCAGAAAUUCAGGUUAUUGUUCCAAACCAAGUGACAAUAAAAGAUCUCAGUUUAUGAAGCCCAGUGAGCAUGAAGAUUCCGAGACUUCUAAGAGCCGUGGCUAUUUGCAAUCUAGUGCCAGCACUGUUCCACGGUGGAAAAAACAGAAUACAUCACAGCCAUCUAUCAAUUUGAAAGAUGUAAAAAAAGAUGAGGAAAGUUCUAGAGGCGGAAGUAAGCCAGGAAGGCAAAGAAAAUAUUCUUCUGGUUCCAGCUCUAGUAGCAGCAGUUCAUUGUCUUCUACCAGUGAUAGAGAUGACAGAGAAAAAGAGGACAUGAAAAAUGAUGAAGAAGAAGAAGAAGAUGAAAAAGUUCCUGUCAUCCUCACUGAAGAUCAAAUGAAUGAUUUAUCAGCUAAAAUUCUUCGAGCUGAACUUAUGGGUGAUGAUGAUCUAAUGGAAGAAUUACAAGCCAAAUUGAAUGCUGCAAAAGAGGCUCGGUCUAAAAACCAGCAGGCAAUGAAAACGCGCCCAGAUAAAACUCAAGCAGAAGAUGUCCUUCUAACACAUGUUGACCGUAGUGGUGUUGCUUGGCCAAUGAUGGACUCUGAAGACAAUGUGCCAGUAGGAAAGAAAAAACGGAAAAAAAUAAUUGAGACACACAGCAAAGAAGGACACCGUCAGAAAUAUUUCCAUGAUGACGACAAGUUUGAUUUAAAGAAUUUAGUCCAACGUGAAAAAAUGAGCACAGCAGAAAGCCAGAACAGUAUGUUUGCUCGACUUGCUGGCAGGUGUGCAGAAAAGACAACUGAUGAUUACUCAGUUGAUGAUAUGUUUGUAUCUAGUGCUGCCAGAGAGCAAUCUGAUGCCAAAACAUUUGAUUUGCAGAAAGCAAGAGCCAUAUAUGAUCAUCAGAAGAUGUCAAAAUCUAUGGCAGGCUGUAAAUUUUGUUUUGAAAAUAUAUCAAAACAUCUUCUUGUUGCUAUUGGACAAAAAGUUUAUUUAGCUCUUCCAGAAUGUCCUUCUCUCACAGAGGGACAUUGUAUUCUUGCUCCUAUUCAGCAUGUUACAUCUUCAACUGCCAUGGAUGAAGAUGUCUGGGAUGAGAUUCAGACAUUCAAGAAGGUUUUAGUAAGAAUGUUCCAAGGACUAAACAAAGAUUCAAUAUUUCUGGAGACGAGUAUGCACUUAAACCGCUUUCCUCAUGCUCAUAUUGAGUGUGUUCCUGUAGACGAUGAAGAAGGUGCUAUGGCCCCAAUGUAUUUCAAGAAAGCAAUUCUUGAGUGUGAAACUGAAUGGAAUAUGAACAAAAAAUUGGUGGAUCUGACCAAAAAAGACAUACGGCGAUCGAUUCCCAAAGGAUUCCCAUUCUUCAGUGUUAACUUUGGUAUCCAAAGUGGUUUUGCACAUGCAAUAGAAGAUGAAAAACGGUUUCCAAUUAAUUUUGGCAAGGAAAUUAUUGGAGGUAUGAUUGACGCGGAUCCUUAUCUUUUCCGUAAAGGCCGAAAUGAGAAAUUUGAAGUUCAGCGACAGAAAGUUUUGAAGUUUUCAAGUUGGUGGAAACCUUACGACUUUACUUCUAAUCAAGAAUAUAAAGAUUCGCCAUGAAACUGGACAAAAUUUCACCAAGAAAUGUAUAUAUCUUUUUCAAUUUUAUAGAAUGAAAGCCAUUCUUUUAUUUGGGUUCGGUCCCAUUGUAUUGUAUCUUAUUUUUCUGGCCAUAGCCCCAUACAGACCAGUGUUUUGUGAGUGAAUUUGGUAAACGGAAGUUGUACAAGGUUUGUCGUAUGCAUGUGUUUACUUGGAUUCUGUACUGGUAUGGAAACGGACGGGACUCUGUUGCCACCUUCCUUAAAUCAUCCGGUAACACUGCACGUUCGAAGAUAAGUGGGAUGAAAACUCCCUUACUUGAAAUACAAGUAAGGGUUAGCAGUGGAAAGAGCACGAGGCUGUAUAAAAACAAAAAAUACAAGCAUCCCAAAAUGGACGUUAAGCGGAAGAAGAAACGAAAUGUCUGUCUGCAAAGAAAAAAGCCCCAUGAUCUUCUUGCAGGGCUUUCCCAGAUUGAUUGGAGGGACCAAAUUAUUCUCAAAUUGGAGACUGCACUGUUGUAGACAUUCAGGCUGAGUUGUUCGAUCAACAGUCAUCUGCUCAAUAUUUCUAACAGACAGCAGUAUUCCAAAUAUACUCUGCAAAAUGUCAAAUUAUGUUUUUCUUUUUUUUAAAGACAACUGGUUGAACAAUUAGCAAAUAUAAACAUCUAACCAUCCUGUUUCUCUGCCCGCUGUUCCUGAAAAGGUCAUGGGGGUGGGGGUAGAGUCCUUAGACACCACUUCGUACUAGAAGCAACCGUCAUACUUUCCGGGUGGCUUCCAAAUGAGACUAGCUAUUAUUCAAGCUGCUCAUUCUUUGUCUACUAAGUCUCUUACCGGUUAUCUCGGCUUGAAUCAUUCUAAUCACAUGUCUGUAAUACCGGAGCCAUAACCUCUAAAUGCAGAGAGGUAGCUACCCGACCUGGAGAGAUUACCUAACCUCCGAGUUACAUACGCUGUCGAGUAGCGUUACUCCAGAGGCCUUUCGGAGGACCGAACGUACUCUUUCGUUUAGUAUUUAACAAGUGAUAGUAUAAUUUAGAAAAAAA
This is a messenger RNA of Octopus sinensis (East Asian common octopus), 3741 nucleotides long. RefSeq names its product CWF19-like protein 2. NCBI's taxonomy places the organism in Eukaryota, Metazoa, Mollusca, Cephalopoda, Octopoda, Octopodidae. The record is from RefSeq and is a predicted model, not a curated record. The transcript is spliced from 18 exons. Gene Ontology annotation, cellular component: post-mRNA release spliceosomal complex. Gene Ontology annotation, biological process: mRNA splicing, via spliceosome. Bases 72 to 2708 code for a protein of 878 amino acids.